Molecule: messenger RNA, 1608 nt
Organism: Cotesia congregata
Lineage: Eukaryota; Metazoa; Arthropoda; Insecta; Hymenoptera; Braconidae
Source: the annotation of a GenBank genome assembly
AUGUUUGAAAUCAGCGUUGCCAACUUGAUGGGUUUCCCGUUACAAAUAAGGAAAAAUAUGCAACACAAGUUUCGCAACGAGUGGCUUCAAGAUAUUCAAUGUAAGGAUUGGAUUGUGCGAAAAGAAACAAGUCCAGGAGAAUUCGUGGCGUCUUGCAAAUUUUGUAUGUGUGUUGUAAGUAAAAAUAAUAAAUACUCGGAUUUAAAAAAUCAUAUAGAAACAAAAAAGCACAAAAAACGGCAAAACAUAUGCUCACCGAUGAGACAAAAAACCCUGCCUGUGAUGAAAAAGUCAAUUGAAAAAACAAAGGUUUGUGAGGCUUACAUCUCACUCUUCAUUGCUGAACAUACCAGCAUAGCGACUGUUGACCACCUAGGACAAAUGAUGAAAAAGGCUGUCAAUGAUUCUGACACUAUAAAAGACAUUCAUUUACAUCGAACUAAGUGUUCCAACAUCAUAAAAAAUACUUUAAGUCCACAUUUCCAAGAGACAUUAAAGAAUGACAUUGGGACUGGGAAAUUCAGUUUACUUUUAGAUGAAUCAACAGAUAUCAGCAUUUCUAAAUAUCUCGGUAUUGUGAUUAUUUAUUAUAGUUCAGCUUUAAAAAAAAUAAUAACAACAUUUUUAAAACUAGCUGAGUUGAGCAGUUGUGAUGCAAAUGGAAUAAUUUCUGCUUUAAAAAAUACUCUAACAGAGUUUAAUUUAAACUAUAAAAAUAUUCUUGGCUUAGGAACUGACAACGCGAGUGUUGUGACUGGUGUAAAUGAAGGUGUCUACCAAAAGCUUAAACGUGAAAUUCUCGGUUUGGUUCUGAUUCGGUGUGUGUGUGUGUGUGUGUCAUUCAAUUCAACUAGCUACAUGAAAAGCUGUCGAAGGAAAUAUGCCAAGGAAUUUAGAUUACAUAACUUCUCAAACUUCUCUCAAUCACCAGGCAGACGAGGUGAUUAUAAAACUUUGUACAAAUUGAUUAAUGACAACCACGAACCUGCAAAAAUAGUUCAAGCGUGUCAAACUCGUUGGUUAUCGAUACAUUCUGCGGCUGAUAGAAUUUUAAAUCAGUGGGUAGAAUUAAAAACUCAUUUUGACAUAAAUAGACAUGAAUAUGUGGCAGAAAUGUUAUUUAAUAUGUACAGUGACGAGAUAAACCUGGCUUUGUUUUUGUUUUUAUGUCCAUUUCUAAAUGAAUUACAGCGAGUGAAUAAGGCUUUUGAAGCCCAAAAUGCUGAUCCUUGUAAACUCUUCCAAGAUUUAACUACUUUGAUUGGAUUUUUCGUUUCUAAAGUCGUAUUACAACGCACGUACACUGAUCCGUUGACUGUUGAUGUUGAAAAUUAUUUAGAUCCAAAUCCAUAUCUUGGUUCUGGUUUUGAAUUGAAAAUUAUUGAGUUGAAAGAGAAGAAAGCUAUAACAGAACAGCAAGAAAAAGAACUACGAGAACGGUGUAUUAAAUGUUUAAUUAAAUUGGCUCACGAAUUACGCUCGAGAUUACCGGACAAUGUUCAAAUUUUACAAAAACCAAACUUAUUAGCUUGUCAAAAUGUACUGAAGUUGAACGAAACCAAAGCAAACUUUUUAAAAAAUUGCUUUGAAGUAACUGCAAUAUUAUAA